Molecule: messenger RNA, 5240 nt
Organism: Phyllostomus discolor (pale spear-nosed bat)
Lineage: Eukaryota; Metazoa; Chordata; Mammalia; Chiroptera; Phyllostomidae
Gene: SSTR3
Product: somatostatin receptor 3
Exons: 3
Coding region: 1371-2636 (421 amino acids)
Biological process (GO): neuropeptide signaling pathway
Cellular component (GO): membrane; neuron projection
Molecular function (GO): somatostatin receptor activity; neuropeptide binding
Source: RefSeq, a predicted model, not a curated record
UACUUACUUAUUCUUCACCCUGCCCUCCCACACCUCACCCCGCCCGGGGCUCUCCGGACUCAGCCAGUCUCGGGGCCAACGCCCCCACCUGGUCUUUCUCUGUGGCUGGUGUCUGGCCCACAGCUGGCGGACGGGAACUUGGACUCUCAUUCCAGUGCUCACCCCAUGCUCUCCGUGCUCCUGGUGGCACCGGCCAACCCCGCACCCACCCGGCCUCGGGACCCAGCUGUCACCCUCGCAGACAUGUGGCACGGUGGCCGGGGGUGGGGGGCGUCUGGUCCCUGGCUUUCGGCCUCCGGCUUCCCUGAGCACCACUCCCUUCCCUCCAGCCCCCUGUGGGAGCCAAGGCCAGCGUGGGUGGCUGAAAUCUCCCUGGUAACAGGGCCUCUCCCCCACCCCCAGCCUCCUCCCCUAGGCAGGCCGAUCCCUCCUCCCUCACCCGCACCUGCUCUGUGGCCCCUGGGCCCCUCCUCCCAGCCCCUCCCACACCCUCACUCCUGCUCCCUCCUUCCCUGGCUCACCGUGUCACCAUCUGUGGCACAAUCCUUCUCUGUCACUCUCUCUGCCACCCCCUCCUUCUCCUUCCUCCUUCCUCGCCUCUGUCCCAGCUCUCUCUGCACAUCCCUUCCUCUCGUCCCUUCUCUCGCUCCCUUUCCUCCUCCUUCUCUUCUCCCUGUCACGCAUUCCUCAUCACUCCCCCUCAUUCUGGCUUUCCACCCACUCACUGUCCUCUCUCCUCUCUCUCUCUCUCCCUCCACCUCCAACCGACCUCCCUUUCCCUCCCUCUCUAUUGGCUCCCGAUAGCCUCCCGGUCCCCAUUCCUCGUCUCUCCUUGGGAGGCUACUCCCUCCCUCCCCACUGCAGGCUCCUGCCCGCAGACCCCCAGCUGUGUCCCGACCCUCCAGCAUGUGUCCUGGGGAUGAGGGGUGACGCGCCAGGCACCAGUGGGAAGUGCGGGCUGGAGACCAGAUGGAAGAGGCUCGGUGGGCAGACGUGGCCACCGGGGGCCUAGGAGGGGGCCCGGGCCGCAAGGGGUCUACAAGUGGGCACGGCGUGCAGCCCCCGGCUAAGGGGUGCUCGGGGGGCAGCUGGGUGGGCACUGUGCAGGGAGAGGGGCAGCAGAAUGAUUACCAGCUUGGCAGCAAGGAGGGGAUCCCUCACCCCAUGGGCAGGAUCUUGGAGUCACAGCAUAGCAGGGCGUCGGAGCUGGAAGAAGCCAGAGGCAUCGUGCUGCUCGGCCCCCCGGGCUCCCGUGCCGGCUUCCCCGAGUCUGAGUCCGUGCCGGGCGCUGUGCUCAGCCCGCUCCCCAGCAACCUGCACCACAGCCCUGCGAGGCCAAUAGCUGACUGCUGAUCGCCCUCCGCUCAGGCAUGGACACCCCUGGCUACCCUUCCUCGGUGCCCGCGACCUCGGAGCCUGGGAACGCCUCCUUGUCCUGGCUGCUGGAUGCCACCCUGGGAAACGCGUCUGCGGCCCCGAGCGCGGCCGGGCUGGCCGUGCGCGGGGUCCUGAUCCCGCUGGUCUACCUGGUGGUGUGCGUGGUGGGCCUGCUGGGCAACUCGCUGGUGAUCUACGUGGUCCUGCGGCACACCGCCAGCGCGUCCGUCACCAACGUCUACAUCCUCAACCUGGCGCUGGCCGACGAGCUCUUCAUGCUGGGGCUGCCCUUCCUGGCUGCCCAGAACGCCCUGUCCUACUGGCCCUUCGGCUCCCUCAUGUGCCGCCUGGUCAUGGCCGUGGACGGCAUCAACCAGUUCACCAGCAUCUUCUGCCUCACGGUCAUGAGCGUGGACCGCUACCUGGCGGUGGUGCACCCCACGCGCUCGGCGCGCUGGCGCACGGCGCCCGUGGCCCGCAUGGUCAGCGCGGCCGUCUGGGUGGCCUCGGCUGUGGUGGUGCUGCCCGUGGUGGUCUUCUCGGGGGUGCCCCGGGGCAUGAGCACCUGCCACAUGCAGUGGCCCGAGCCGGCGGCGGCCUGGCGCGCCGGCUUCAUCAUCUACACGGCCGCGCUGGGUUUCUUCGGGCCACUACUGGUCAUCUGCCUCUGCUACCUGCUCAUCGUGGUCAAGAUGCGCUCGGCCGGCCGGCGGGUGUGGGCGCCCUCGUGCCAGCGGCGGCGGCGCUCCGAGCGCCGGGUGACGCGCAUGGUGGUGGCCGUGGUGGUGCUCUUCGUCCUCUGCUGGAUGCCCUUCUACGUGCUCAACAUCGUCAACGUGGUGUGCCCGCUGCCCGAGGAGCCCGCCUUCUUCGGCCUCUACUUCCUGGUGGUGGCGCUGCCCUACGCCAACAGCUGCGCCAACCCCGUGCUCUACGGCUUCCUCUCCUACCGCUUCCAGCAGGGCUUCCGCCGCGCCCUGCUCCGGCCCUCCCGCCGCGUGCGCAGCCAGGAGCCCCCUGCGGGGCCCCCGGAGAAGUCGGAGGAGGAGGACGACGAGGAGGACGAGGGUGGGGAGGAGCGGGCAGGGAAGCCGGGGGAGGAGAAGGAGAUGAAGGACCGGGUGAGUCAGAUCGCACAGCCCGGCACCAGCGGGCAGGAGCUGCUGCCCGGCCACGUGGCUGGCAGUGAGCGGCAGUUCCUGCCCCAAGAGCCCGCAGCCGGGGAGAAGCAGGGCACACUGCGCGUCAGCUGUGUGUAGGGGUCCGACGAGGGCCCCGGUGGCCCGAGGACAGAGCGGAGGCUGUGGGUGUGCCUACGGCAUGGCGCUCAAGGUGCCAGGGGCCCACGAUGGGACGUGCAGAUCCCUCCGCUGCGGAGACUCGCUGUCUGGGCCUCACGUUCUCUCCUGGGACUCGGGGGCGGGGGGCGUCACCGGAUGAGAAGACUGGAGGGACAUCACCGCUGGGCUGGCCCUCCUGCGGGGGGCCCAGGUGAAGGGGGUGGGUGCAGACCAGCUGUCCCCUUCAGAGAAGGCGCACCCUGGCCGAUUGGCUUGAAUCUUGGCCGUCGGAGGGACAGACGGAGGCCUGGGUUUUCGGGGCUCAGAGUCAGGUUAGUAGGAGAGGGACUGGGGCCCCGGUUCACAGGGAGCUGGAGCAGGGCCCGGAACAGAAGAACGCCUUACCCCACGGAGGGGAGGGGCAUGCGACCAGCGCUCCCCUACUCGCCUUGAGGCUUCCAGCCGCCUCUUCUUCUCUCUGGGCUGCCGGCCUCGCCCGCUGAGCGACCCAACCACCUCUAGGCCCUCUUGGCCCUGGUGGUCAGGCCGGGACCCCUGUGCUCCUGGACACAAGGAGAGGAGGGGGGUGUUCCAAGAAGCUCAUGACAUCCAGCUGCCGGGUCCCUUACUGCUUUGGCCCAUGGGAGACUCCAUGUCUAGUUUUGGAUUUGCAAAUUUUGUAUUGCUUUUCUUAAAGAGGGAUCCCACAAUGCAUACGCUUAGGCUGCCCGAAGCCUAGCUCAGCCCCUGUUGAGGGCAGCCCACCGACCCCCAAAGCAGCUCUGUGUGCUGCUUUGCCUCUGUGUGUGCUGUGUCUCUGGGGGUCCCUGGGUCUUGGAGAGGUCUGGAGCCUCCCCACAGGAGAAACUAUGCCUGUUCCUCUCCUCUCAGCGGCCAGGAUGGCGGUGAAUUCGGCCCAGCACAAAAUCGUAAAUGCACUUAAAACAUCAUGAGAAUGUUUUGUGGUUAUGGGUUGCAACGUGUUUCAUGUGUGGCCUAAGACAGCUCUCCUUCUUCCAGCGUGGCGCGGAGACGCCAAAAGGUUGGACACCCCUGAUCCAAACAGUGCUGAGAGGAGGAGGAAGAAGAGGAAGGGGGAGGAAGCAGAGGGAGAAGGGUGAGCACCAGGAGGGGGAGCGGGGAGGACAGAUCCGUUCCGUGACCUUGGAGCUGUCCUUGGCGCCUCUGGAAGGAGUUCAGUGGCUGCCUCUGUGAAAGUGGGCUGCCUGGCCCGACCAGCCUCAAGGAAACGAUGCCAUCCCGUGGGAACGAGAAUGGCCUGGGAGGUGCAGGGCCAGCCCUGCCCCCACCGCCCCGAGGGCCUAUCAGUGCUGGUAAGAAGGGCUGGGCCUUGAUGGCCGCCCUGGGAAGCCAGGCCUGGCCGGUCGGGAGCGGGCCCCUCGCCCUCUGCAUCUCCCGGGCCAGCAGACUGGGAAGGUCUGGGGAGGACGAGACAAGAAGUGGGAGCACAGAGAGAGGCCAGGGUCCAAGGCUGGGCCCGGACAGCCAGGACGCCCUCCGAGAGAUGACCCCCGAGACCCACAGGGAGCCUGGCCCCGGGGACGGUGGGACCUCUGGCUAAGCCUCCGCUCUGCAGAGGGUGGGGGCCCUCGGAGAAAGCGCACAGACCCCGGCUGGGGAGACCCACAUCUUCGACACACCUCCAGGCCCUGCCUAGCUGCAACCUCUCUGGGCCUCAGUUUCCCCAUCAUAAAAUGGGUGCGGCUGUCCCAGCUUGCCUGGCUCCUGGGAUUUGGGGAGGGAAAUGGGUCAAGCCAGGUAAGCUGCCAUGUGCACUGUAAUGGGUGGGGGUGGGGCGUAUCAGAUUAUAAAGUAGGGGUGGCCCACCCCCGCCAGGCUCGGCUACACCCCCUUCUCCUUCAUCCUACAAUCUCUCUGUAUCUGGCCCUUGGGGGUGAGGACAAGUCCAAGGUGGACUUGGGGGUCAAAGGCCAAGGAUCAUGGAGGCAGGACUCAGGGGAGUGUGUGGCCCCCUCAGGGGACCAGGGGUCGGAGUGAAGAGGGCCCCCGGCAUUCGGGCGUUCCCUGGCCAGCCCUGCCUUCUUGAUUCCUGGGCCCGUGGAGCCUGUUCUGCAAGGGUGGCUGGGAGACCCCUCAGGGAAAUCCUCUGCUGCUUCUGCCCCCAGCUCUUGUCAAUAAAGACGGUGUCACGUGACAAUAGCCAGGGCCUGGGCCGAUUUUCUGCCAGGUGCCGUGUGUCUGGAUUGCUGUGCGUGGGUGUGCGAGCGUGUGUGCGUCCAUCUCCGUCAGGAUGCUCCCUGUACCCCUCUCUCAGCUCCGCAUCACGCCCAGCCUCCCAGAGCCCCGCUCCCCCAAGGAACACGGCUGACACUCCUCGGCCUGCACUCCUGCAGAUCCUGGUGAAAAAGCAGUAGAUAUACUCCCUUCCGGAGUCCAAAUCUCAAAUCUCAGGGAAGGAAGCUGAUUGGUUCUAACUAGGUCACAUGGUGGCCCCUCAGGAUAAUAACCAAAGACAAGGUGAUGGAGGGCCAUGACUGGCCGGGUGUGGGUGAUGCGACCAUCCUUCCAGCCAGAGAGAAGCGAGAGCUCUGUGAUGGGGAG